CCCAAUCCUUGCUUUGUUUCAUCACUUGUUUCUAUUCCUCCUCAACCACCAUGCAGAUAAUCGAAGAUAUGUCCGGGAAAUUCUCGAGAAGCGCAAUGUCGUUGUUUUCGCAAGAUCGGACAGCUCCGAGUGCAAACAAGCCAUAGCUUUGUUGACGGAGCUCGGUCAUCCACCUUAUGUCAUGGACAUGGACCUAGAUCCCGAAGGGGGUCAAGUCCACCAUUUCCUCCAGUGGUUUUCCGGCCAGGAUACGGUGCCAAACAUUUACAUUAAGGAACGACAUAUUGGUGGAUUGGAUGCUCUGAAGCAGCUUCAUGAAACCGGUCAAUUGCAAGCUAAGUUUUAAUAACAUAAACACCCAUUAUAUUUGUCUCAGGAUUUAGUUUCACCAUGUAUGAUAUGAAAUGAAUUUUCUGGAUUGGGUGCGAUAAAAAUCGUCCGAAUGGAAAAACGAAUACACAGUUGUUGCUUAGAUGGAGGAGAUAGAAGGUGGAGGAGAUAGAAAAUUGUUUGUAUCUUACUGUAUAAGUGGAC
Radiomyces spectabilis is the source of this 534-nucleotide messenger RNA. RefSeq lists its product as uncharacterized. The coding region runs from base 182 to 346 and encodes 54 amino acids. Gene Ontology annotation, biological process: cellular response to oxidative stress. The transcript has 3 exons. NCBI's taxonomy places the organism in Eukaryota, Fungi, Mucoromycota, Mucoromycetes, Mucorales, Radiomycetaceae. Gene Ontology annotation, molecular function: glutathione disulfide oxidoreductase activity. The record is from RefSeq and is a predicted model, not a curated record. Gene Ontology annotation, cellular component: cytoplasm.